Messenger RNA from Penaeus indicus, 905 nucleotides. RefSeq lists its product as uncharacterized. Lineage: Eukaryota; Metazoa; Arthropoda; Malacostraca; Decapoda; Penaeidae. Bases 251 to 745 code for a protein of 164 amino acids. The transcript is spliced from 4 exons. The record is from RefSeq and is a predicted model, not a curated record.
UUCAACUUUUGCUCUGGUCGCUCUGGUUCUCCUCGUCCAGGAGUCUUGAAGAAUCUCUCUCUCGCUCUCUUACAGAAAAUCUCCCUUUCUCUUUCUCUCUCUCUCUCUUUCUCUCUCUAUCUCUCUCUCGCAGAAUCUUUUUUUUCUCUCUCUCUCUCGCAGAAUCCUUUGUUUUUUUUUCUCUCUCUCUCGCAGAAUCCCUCUCUCUCUCUUUCUCUCAUACACGCGUCAGGUACUUUUAAACACCAAAAUGUUAAAAGGUUUGCUGUUCACCAUAACGCUGGUGAUAGCCACUGCUUCUGCCUCGCACUGCCCGGCCGGCUACCAUCCCAUGCUGAGGACCUGCAUUCAGGUGGUGAUCGCAGCUGGUCCCGGCGAGUUCCCGAUCACGUGGGAGGCCGCGCGGGCAGGCUGCAAGGAACGUGGCGGUGACCUCGCUUCCCUCAGCCCUCCCGAGCUGCUUGAACACAUCUCCAGGCAUAUCGACGCCACGUAUCCAGGUCACAUUGCGGAUGACUACACUUUCUGGCUCGGAGGUCAGACGGUCGGCGCAGGCUGGAAGUGGCUUAAUGGUGACAAACUGAGCGUCAAGUCUAAUUUGUGGGUGCCCAACCUCCCUCCUAAGGCCCCAGACACGCCCCUCUACACCUUAUUGGUUCCUGCUGAUCAAGUGUAUACCAGACGAUACCUGAACGUCGGGGGUCCAUCAAGUCAGUACCCUGCUUACAUCUGCCAGGCCUCUUGAAGGGGAAGGAAUGAAGCUGAGGCAAGCAGAGGCAAGCAGAGGCAAGCAGAAGCAAGCAGAGGCAAGAUGAAUAAGGAGAGAUAGAUUGAGAUAUGAAGAUGAUCACUUGGCUUAGGGAGGAUAAAUGAAUGAGGAUUCCAUUAAAGUAUGUAUUUGUGUG